Molecule: messenger RNA, 3417 nt
Organism: Aspergillus mulundensis
Lineage: Eukaryota; Fungi; Ascomycota; Eurotiomycetes; Eurotiales; Aspergillaceae
Product: putative stress response protein Nst1
Exons: 6
Coding region: 1-3417 (1138 amino acids)
Source: RefSeq, a predicted model, not a curated record
AUGUCCAGUCAUGUGCCCGCCGUUACCGCCCCUACAUCCUCUACAACUCGCGAAAACUCGGCACGUAACGAUGCUCGCACCUCCUCGAUGCCCGAAUCAAAACCCGUCCCAGUGAAUCGCAAAAAACAGAAGCGAAGAGAGAAGGCGGCUCGCUUAGCGGCGGAGCGUCAAACGGCAAACGGACAUGCGCCGAGUGACACAUUCGACGUCAACGGCUCCGGCUCGACGGUACAUGAUAGCCAUGCAUCGCACGAACAAAGAAGUGGCGGUGACUAUAACACAAGUGAGGGAAUGUUGAAUGGACAUGGACACGACAUUCAACAGCUCCCACAUCCGUCCGAAUACGACCUGCAAGGAGCGAUGGGCCGGAAAUCCAAGAAGAAACGAGGAAGGAAGGUUCGUAAUGGUUCGCAAGCAAGCUCAACUCCGCUGUCGACUCCGUCAAUAUCACUAUCGAACGCUCUACCCCCGCCUUUACCCCCGCAUUUCGGGUCCCAGUCCUCUUCGAAGAUGAUCAAAGAGCGCAGUAUCUGGAACACUUCGACACAAGAAGAGCGGGAGAAUAUUAAGACCUUCUGGCUAGAAUUAGGCGAGGAGGAACGGCGCCAGCUCGUCAAAGUGGAAAAGGACGCGGUGCUGAAGAAGAUGAAGGAGCAGCAGAAGCAUUCGUGCAGCUGUACUGUGUGCGGUAGGAAACGGACGGCGAUCGAGGAGGAACUCGAAGUCCUUUACGAUGCGUAUUACGAUGAGCUGGAACAGUACGCCAACAACACUCAAGGGACAUUCGAACGAGGACCUGCGAUACUUGCACCUCCACGACUUUACCAACCGCCGCUGCGGCCUCCCGGUCAACAUACCCACACACACGGCCAGUUUCAUCCUUCACGAGGUCGAAUCCCUGAACCGCCCGAAGAAGACGACGAAGAACUGGAGGAGGACUACGACGAAGAUGAAGAGGAUGAUGAGCCGUAUAGUGACGAGGAGUAUGAAGAGGAUGAAGGGGCAGCCGCGCGCGCCGACUUUUUCGCAUUUGGGAAUAGUCUAACUGUCAAAGGCCUGGGGCUGAUUUCGGGUUCUGUCUCUGCUUCAUUACAUUCAGAUGGAAUUCUCACAGUUGCAGACGACCUAUUAAAAAAUGACGGAAAACAUUUUAUCGAUAUGAUGGAGCAAUUGGCGGAGCGCCGCAUGCAGCGCGAGGAGGACACGCAAUACGGCAUAGCUGCAGCACACCAAUCUCUUCACAGCGAUCAUAACCAUGGUCCACUCGACGAUGAGGAUUACGACGAUGAGGAGGACGAGGACUACGAUAGCCAAGAGGAGGAAGAAUACGAGGAAGAUGAGAUGGACGCCAUGACGGAAGAACAACGCAUGGAAGAGGGCCGACGCAUGUUUCAAAUAUUCGCAGCUCGAAUGUUCGAACAGCGAGUGUUAACAGCCUACCGCGAGAAAGUAGCUGAACAGCGCCAGCAGAAGCUAAUCGAAGAGCUUCUGGAAGAGGAGAACCUGAACGAGCAACGAAACGCGAAGAAAGCUAGAGAAGCCCAAAAACGAAAAGACAAGAAGAGACUGGCCAAGUUAGCCAAGGACGAAGAGAAGGCUCGAAGAGAGGCGGAAAAGGCCGCGGAGGAAGCUGCCGCCAAAGCCGAGCAGGAGAGGAAGCUCGAGGAACAGCGGAAGAAGAAAGAGGAGCAACGGAAGAAGCGGGAGGCCGAGCGGAAAGCUCAGGAAGAAGAGCGCGCUCGUAAAGAGGCCGAGAAGCACAAACGACUGCGAGAGGAACGGGAAAGGCAGGAGGAAGCUGAACGGAGGCAGCGCGAGCAGAAAGAGCAGGAGAAGAAGCGACGGGAAGAGGUUAGGCGAAAGGAGCGCGAGGAGCGUGAAUCGAAAGAGCAGAAGGCCAAGCAGGAACGAGAACGAAAAGCCCAGGAUGAACAGGCGAGGAGAGAACGGGAUCGACUUGCGCAGGAACCAGGCAAACGGGCACCGGGACUGCAUUCCGUGCCAGGACAUCAGUCAUCCCCGCUUCCACAGUCUGCGAUGCCUGUGGUUCCCAAAGCUCCAACACCCGCCAAAGGUCGACGUUCUUCCCAACAGGGUUCACAUAGCUCGUCUCCACGUUCUCAGUCAGCCAGCGUAGAGGCGUCCCAGGUCUCCCCUCGGUCGGUUCCUCUAUCCCAUUCAUCAGGAUCAUCCUUCUCCAAAUACGGCCCUAGCCAUCCCGUCCUCCAUCCUCUUCCGGGAACACCCAUGUCUCCUCUGGGUCGAAUUCAUCCUCCUGGGCUUUCUCCAUCCAACCCCCCUGGACUGUCGGGCUUGGUUCCUCGGCCUUCAAUGGGACAUGACUUACCCACGUACCCGCCGCAUUCGAGUCCGUACAUGAACCAGCUCCGUGGAUUCCCUGCUCCCAACGGCAUUCCGGUACCUCCAGGGAUGAACGGGGCACGUCCAAUGGCCCCGGGUCGAGGAUUCCCUCUUGAUCCGCCCGGUCUUCCUUUCCAUGCUCAACAACCGUUCUCCGGCAUCUUUUCACCGCAACCGAGUGGUUCACCGCAUGGCCAUUCAAGACAUCCGUCCAACUCCUAUGAACGAUCUCCCCUUGACACAGGCGCUCAGCCGUUUGCGAUAUCCCGACCUAGCCCUAUCAAGCGUCCACCUAGUACUCAGCAAGAGCAGCAAAGCUCUCGAAGAGAUAUGGAUGACCUAAGCGCCCAAUUGGGUAGCAGUGCACUGCUGGAUGAUUCCGAUAUUCCCCUUACUUCCUCACAGCUCUCCCAGUCUCUCCCCGGGACAACGCCCGUUUCCUCAAUGCCAGGUCCGACGCGAGCCAGCUUUACCGGUUCCUCACUGUUUCCGGAACCUCUUAGCGUGGCCAAACAUGGCAAUUUCCCUGUCAGCCCUGUCUUGGGGGUAAAUACAUGGGGCGCGCAGAUGCCCUUUGGAGCCUCGUUCCCCGGUGGUCCAACAUGGGGAUACGUGCCUGCAACCAACAACUGGCCAACCAAUAACAACGCUUUUGGUAGUGGCGUGCAUCAUCGUGCGCACACGUCUCGGCCUGUCGCGAUUCGACUCAUGGUAAUUCAGGCCUGCAAACAACUGAGCACCAUGAGUCCUUCAAAGGGCACAGACGGCUAUCACGAUGUCAAUGCGGUUCUCCGGCAAGUCGAAAUCUUACGACCCUCGAAUGAGCCUGAGAUUUCUCUUCAGGAGAUGCUCGACAUUUGUGAUACAGAAGGGAACUCGCAUAAUGGAGGCGGGACGUUCUCGAUCAAAAGCGGCCGCCCCGGCGAUCUUGUUAAGUUCGAGCCAGACACCAACAACACAACUACCGGCCACCGCGGCAGCAUCGUCCCUGGUGAGAUUGGGAGUCCUGUUCCUAGCAGCACCAUCCCGGCCCUCGGUGGGAUUAAUCUCAUCUAG